GGAAAAUUCUGAAACCCAAAAAAAAAAAAAGAAUAAGGAGGCACAUACUUCCCCAAUUUCGAGUGUGUGGAGUGCCACUACUGUGAACGAAGAGGGAUAGUGGGAUACUGAGGAAAAAGUGAAACAAAAAUGAGAAUGAGUUAAUGACAACAAAAGCGAAUACUCCUGCACUUUUAAUAGUCAAUUUGAAAUUUGGCCAACAUUCAGAUCUAUCCCCUUUGGAGUUUUCUGAAGAUAGCCAUUUCUAAAAUCCCUCACGAACAUGUCUCCUACAGACAAUGAUUUCGAUCUCAGACGCACAUCUACUCCUCCUAGCGGCAUGGGAAUCAGUGAGUAUAAUUUUGCAGAUAUAAACAAUUUGGAGCACUGUGCUAAGUAUCUCAACCAAACUCUGGUCACCUUUGGAUUCCCUGCUUCCCUCGAUCUCUUUGCGCAUGACCCUGUUUCUAUAGCAAGGACUUGCAAUUGUGUAUAUGCACUAUUGCAGCAAAGGCAGAGGGAUAUUGAAUUCAGAGAGUCUGCAAAUGAGCAGAGACAACGGCUGUUAUCAGACAUAUCAAGAUUAGAGGCCAAAGUGGAGAGGCUGGAAUCUCAAAUACAAGCCAAAGAUAGAGAGAUAGCUACAAUUACUAGAGAGGAAGCUAAAGCUACAGCAGCUCUGAAGGCACAAAUUGACAAAUUGCAGAAGGAAAGAGAUGAGUUUCAGAGGAUGGUUCUUGGUAAUCAGCAAGUCAGAACUCAGCAGAUAUAUGAAAUGAAGAAAAAGGAAAAGGAGUAUAUAAAGUUACAAGAGAGGCUAAAUCAAGUGUUGAUGGAGAAAAAGAAGGAAUCCAGAUCGGGCAUGGAGAUAAUGAAUUUACUUCAGAAAGAAGGGCGUCAACGUGGGACAUGGAAUGGGAAGAAGGCUGACAAUGACUUCUACAAGAAGAUUGUGGAUGCUUAUGAAGCAAAAAAUCAAGAACUAGCUUCUGAAAAUGCCGAUUUGAGGGCAUUAUUGCGAUCAAUGCAGGGUGACAUGCGUGAGUUCUUAAAUGCCCCAAAUGGUUCUUCUAGGCAGUCAGCAACAAGCAAUGACAGGCUAGACGCAGAUCACUUGCAGUCCGCGUUAGGUGGCAGAACGGAUGUUUUUGAUCUGCCUCUCCACAUGGCUAGGGAUCAAAUUGAGGAAAGUCUGCGAAACAAGAUGGCUUCUAUCAAGGAGCGAAUGGGUCAACUACAAGAUGCACAAAAGGGCGCAGAAGUUUCCUCAGAAGUAACAGAGAGAGAGCUUGAGUUAGAAGCUCAGCUUGUUGAGGCCAGGAGCAUAAUCCAAGAGCAGGCAUCGAUUAUGUCCAAACAUCUUACCAAGUCUGAGAAGCCAAGGCGAUUGAGUGGCCAUAUGAAUUCUGAAAGGGACCUACUCAUUUCGUCCCCAACUGAGGGGCUGUGAAUUUUCCAACUUUAGAUGAGCUUUACUCUGCAUGUGACCUUAAUCCUUCUUAAUGUUGAUAAUAGGAGAAAUAUUUGGGUGAUGCUAAUGAACUGCUAUCGCCUAGGCAGGUAAAUGUAUGUCUACUUCAUGAUCAUUAUGUUGGAUACUUUGAUGGAGCAGUAGGAUAAUGUCAUUUGUAGUUGGCAAUUCGUCCGUGUAACGUGAUAUAGAUGAUAAUAUUCUUUUUGUUUCCGGAUGCUAAUUCAGCCUAGCUUAUUAAUAUAUGACGCCCCAAUCUCUGAGAGUAAA
Nicotiana tabacum (common tobacco) is the source of this 1720-nucleotide messenger RNA. RefSeq lists its product as uncharacterized. The record is from RefSeq and is a predicted model, not a curated record. NCBI's taxonomy places the organism in Eukaryota, Viridiplantae, Streptophyta, Magnoliopsida, Solanales, Solanaceae.